AUGGUUUUCACUAUGGACUCGACUUGGGACUCGGACUCCUGCGACCUCGAUGAAGGCCUCAGUAUUCCAGGUCGAAUCGGCGCAUCAAACCCACCCGCCGUUUACUCGUUCGCAGAUCUUCACGACUUCCGUAACCAGAUCAAGGACGUAGUGGUCAUUGCGGUAGACUUUGAGUGCGUCGACCACUUGGGCAAAGAGUUCGGACAGGAUUUCUUCGGAAAGAUGUCGGAAAUCGGGAUCGCCACUUAUGAUCCUCGACAAAGCAAGACAUCAAGCGGAGCAAUUUCGAAGCCCAGUCUGGAAAGUAUUGCGAAGGCUAUCACCGCUGAGCACAUCAUCAUUGACCAGUGGAAGGGUAUCACAGAGAGAACUUGCCCAGCUUUUUACCAUCGCAAGAACACCAAGCAGCCACACAAGGCCCCAGCGCCGCACAAAGCGCGGCCUUAUCACUGCAUGUUUGCGAGGUCGACUAUCGGCCUCAGCAAGGAGCAGGGGGUCGAAAGGCUGAAGGAUGUCUUAAGGCAGGCCACGGUCAGCAACCUCACCGCUGACGAGAUGAAGACGGGUGCCGAGCGACAAGUCAGAAUUAUCGUUUGGUGUGCGGAGAUGGAAGAGAAGAUCUUUAGCCAGGCUGGAGUCAACUUGGACGACCUCGGCUCCGAUAUCAAAAUGUGGGACUUCCAGAUAUGGAUGCCCUUCCGCCUUAGAUUCCCCAACUACCGCACAGCAGGCGAGACCGUUUUUGCAUCGUUGGGCGUUGUGGGAGCGCUGGAUCCUGAGGGACACCCAUCAACCGUCCUUCAUAACGCAACUAACGACACGGUUGCGGAGGUUCUUGCGUUUCUUGGGUGCAUGGUGAUGGCAGAAGCUGAGUGGGGUGCUUGGCUCAAUGAGAAGGUCGACCUGACCCCGAUUUCUUUCGACUGGGUUGACAAGACCAUUUACGAGCACAACAUCGCGCAAAGCCCCACGCCCAAGUCGAAAGGCAAGGGCCGCGGAAAGCCUCGGGUUGGACAAAGCUACAACACCAGAGAGCCCAGAAAGGACACAGCCACAAAAUGCAAAUCGCCUCCAAAGACGACCUACACGACAAAGCCAGCGCCUCUGGACGUCAAUAACGCGACAUCAUACAGCAGUGUCAGACAGGAAGCAUGGAUGGCCGAGUCAACGAGCAGUUGCGGUAACAACUGGGACAGAAACGAUGACUGGGCCGACAACUCCAACAUUGGAUGGCCCGCCGAUACUUGGACCACCGACGGAACAUAUGGUACCUCUACUGACAAUGACAUGGACUGGGUCAAUCGCUCUGGUAGCGGCUGGCCAGAUAAUUCCAGCCCGUCGAGCAAUGAUUCGGGUGAUCUUACAGCCAACUUCUCCGGAUGGCCUCCCGAGAUGGAUGACAGGAGUGAUGCCUCGGACGAAUUCACGGGAUGGCCUGAUGACGUGAGCGAUGUGGAUGAUUCGGAGGAUACCUCGGCCGGCGCUUCAGGAUGGCCUGCAGACAUGGACUAUCCGGAGAUUAUCUCGACGCUUGACUCAAGCGAACACACCAAGACUGACACCAACAACGAAAAUGUUCCUUCCGCCUCCAUGUCUGUCGGUUGCGCAUCGGAGCGUAACGAGUGGCAAACCGUCCAUCAUUUGCGCCGCGGAAAGAAGAAGACAUUCAAUGCGGGUGCUUACCGCCGCUGA
Neurospora crassa OR74A is the source of this 1692-nucleotide messenger RNA. RefSeq lists its product as hypothetical. The record is from RefSeq and is a predicted model, not a curated record. The coding region runs from base 1 to 1692 and encodes 563 amino acids. The transcript has a single exon. Lineage: Eukaryota; Fungi; Ascomycota; Sordariomycetes; Sordariales; Sordariaceae.